AACAGCAGCGCGCGCUCUUUUACUCCCACUGCAAGUAUGGCUGGAGACAGCGAAAUACAUCAUACCACCCAAAAGCCUUUCCUCAUCGGUGUGACCGGAGGUACCGCCAGUGGAAAGUCCUCAGUAUGCGAGAAGAUCAUGGAGCUCUUGGGCCAGAAUAAAAUUGACCAUCAUCAUCGGCAGGUGGUCAUCCUCAGUCAAGACAGCUUUUAUAAGGAGCUCACUCCUGAACAGAAGGCAAAAGCGCUCAAGGGCCAGUUCAACUUUGAUCAUCCAGAUGCUUUUGACAAUGAUCUCAUCAUGAAUACUCUGUGCGACAUCCUUCACGGGAAGACCGUGCACAUCCCCGUUUAUGACUUCGUGACUCAUUCCAGGAAGGAUGAGUUUGUGACGGUUUAUCCUGCAGAUGUGGUUCUUUCUGAGGGAAUUCUCAUGUUCUAUUUGCAAGAGAUUAGAGAUCUGUUCCAAAUGAAGCUGUUCGUAGAUACCGAUCCAGACACAAGACUCUCACGAAGAGUGUUGCGGGACAUUGGUGAGAGAGGCAGAGAGUUGGAACAGGUUCUAACCCAGUACAUCACUUUCGUAAAACCAGCCUUUGAAGAGUUCUGUCUUCCUACCAAAAAGUAUGCAGAUGUCAUCAUCCCUCGUGGAGCAAACAAUCUAGUGGCUAUUAACCUGAUUGUGCAGCAUAUACAGGAUAUCCUGAACGGAGGAUUCUCCAAACGACAUGAAACACCCAGACAAUGGCAGACGUCUGAGUCCAGUAGACCUCACUGACCUCACUGUGGCUUCUCCCGCCAUUGAGGAGAGGGUGGGACUGAAUAAUAACAGUGGUCAUCCCUUUUGUCAAAUGAAAAAUGAGGGAUGCAUAGCUGAAAAUCCUUUGUUAUUGUUACUAUUAUUUGCAUUUGAAAUUUUGUUUUUAUAGAUAACUGUUUGCUUUUACAGUUUUUUUUCUGGGGAUUUCGAAGGUGCUGUCUAAUUGUAAGGUUUGAUUAUACACUCACCUGUCCUGUCAGUGUAUCCAUAUACUUUCUCAACUACUCGACAAUAAAUGAAUAGUAUGAAAUGUUUUUCAGACUGGAAGUAGAGACACCAUCACAGUGCCAUUAGCACAUACUUGAAGUCAGAGCUCAGGUUGGGUGGGUUUUCCAUCUGCAAAGAAAGAAAACCUAGGACCUCAUAUUUGAGGGCCCUUUAUGUGUGUAUGAGUGAGUUAAGUGUGUCUGUUACAUUCUAUUUCUCACAUUUGAUUUAUUUUUUUGUUGAAUCCCAGUGUUUUUUACUUGGUUCUUUUCUAACAAAGAUACUGUACAUGAUACUUUAAGAUACAGUUUUAUAUGUCCGUGCCUGUGAGGUGGGAAUUGAAAGCAGAACGUGAGCUUUCUGUAAAACGAUUAUUUAGUGAUUUUACCCACAAUAUUCCAUAUACCCUUUAGAAUAAUGUUUGAUACACAGUGACUAGCAUCACGUUAAACCUCAUCAAAUCAGGGAUUGUGGUUAGAUCUCUAUGAUUUAACUGUUAAGUGUUUAAUAAAACACCUCUAAAUGACAAUUAUCUUCAACAUUAAGAGAUACAGUAUAUAUUAAUGCAUUAUCGCAUGUAAAACAAUACUAUCAGUAUGCCUCACUGAUCACUUUUCCCCCCUUCCUACUUGUGGGCCUAUUUUAUUCCAUGAAUUUUAACCGUGUGCGCUUUAUGAUCUAGUUUUGUAGACGAAUUAUGUAUUAUGAUGUGAAAAUAAUAAAAUUAUUUUAAAAUCCUG
Messenger RNA from Myxocyprinus asiaticus (Chinese sucker), 1766 nucleotides. RefSeq names its product uridine-cytidine kinase 2-B-like. Gene Ontology annotation, cellular component: cytosol; cytoplasm. Gene Ontology annotation, molecular function: ATP binding; kinase activity. The transcript has 7 exons. NCBI's taxonomy places the organism in Eukaryota, Metazoa, Chordata, Actinopteri, Cypriniformes, Catostomidae. Bases 37 to 777 code for a protein of 246 amino acids. The record is from RefSeq and is a predicted model, not a curated record.